Ictalurus punctatus (channel catfish) is the source of this 4789-nucleotide messenger RNA. RefSeq names its product geminin coiled-coil domain containing (gene gmnc). The transcript has 8 exons. NCBI's taxonomy places the organism in Eukaryota, Metazoa, Chordata, Actinopteri, Siluriformes, Ictaluridae. Gene Ontology annotation, biological process: negative regulation of DNA replication; negative regulation of cell cycle. The coding region runs from base 2827 to 3960 and encodes 377 amino acids. Gene Ontology annotation, cellular component: nucleus. The record is from RefSeq and is a predicted model, not a curated record.
AGAAAUUUAACCUGUGAUUUUAGCUCUAUGAUUGUCUUCACGAGACUAGCGUUUGGGAAUCAAGUGGAGAAAAUUGUCUGCGUUGUCUGCCAUCUGCAUUACAGAAUAAUCAUUUGUGCAGAAACACCUUGUCGAGAAGGAGAAUGGCCAGACUGUAAGGAAGGCUGCGGCAACUCAAAUAACCACUCUUUACUACCGUGCUAAGCAGAAAAGCAUCUCAGAACACACAGUAUAUUGAUUGAACCGUGACGCGGAUGACCUACAGUAGCGGAAGACUACGUCAGGUUCCACUCCUGUCAGCCAAGAACAGGAAUCUGUGGGCACAAGAUCACCAGAACUGGACAGCUGAAGAUCUAACUAUCAAUCGAACGAUCAGGCGAUGUUCUCUAGCUGCAUAAAGAGGUACAGGUAUUCCUAUUAAAGUGGCCGCACAGAGACUGCAUCUGAGCCUGCAAGUGAUGCUCAUGGAGGGCUUUCCUGAUGCAAAUACGAGAUAUAGGAGGGAUAGAAGUGUUACAGAAGCAAAAGCCUGGUCAUGCGAGGACUCAAGACAGCACAUGGAGAAAGACUUUUACAUGGCAUCAAAGGUAUUCUGGAAAAUCAUGUGGCAUCUGAGUGCAGGGUAGUGUUGACCUCUACUGGGGAUAAUGCUGAGAGAUGAAAGGAGCACUUUGAGGACAUGAAUCCAGUGGGCAAGCCCUCUUCAGGAUCCAGUACCAGAUAUCUCUGAUGAUUUGAGAUCCAUUAAAGGAUAUUAAAGGAACCUAAAGUGUCUUUGUAAGGCUAAGGCACUACAGACUGCUCUUAGAUGUGAGUCUGGAAUUUUACUAGAGGGAUGAACACUGUUCUCCCAAAAGGUCUUCCCUCAAAUGUUGUUUUGAUGGUGGUGGUGGUGGUGGAGAGCGUUGUCUAAUAUGUGACUGUUCAGUUUGGUUGGUGUUUUCAUACUCAAUUUGGAAAAGUAGUUCCCAACCAUUCCAGUAAAAGGCAUAACCUAUAACAUGACCUUUAAUCUGUCAUCCAUUUUUAUGUAAAUCAGGGGCCGUGAAUAUGGCUCCAUUCAUUCAUUCGUCUUCAGUAACCGGGGUGGAUCCGAUGCCUAUUCCAUGAACACACUCUGUACAAGGUGGGAAUACACCCUGGAUGGGAAACCAGUCCAUUGCAGGGCACCACACACACUCGUCCAUCACUAGGGGCAAUUUAGAGAUGCCAACCCACCGGUUUUUGGGAGGUAAGAGGAAACCAGAGAACCUGGAGAAAACCCACAAGGACAUAGGGAGAACUCUUUAGAUGUGUUAAAUGGAGGACUUUUUUUGCUUCUUCGUCUAUCAUCUUUGAUCCACAGCACCUAGCACACCCUCACAUCCACCCACACGUGCACACGCAUCCACACAGCGCAUUCAGAGAAAAGGGUAUCAGGUGAAAAGAGGAAGAACACAACAUUGUUUUAAUUGUUAGACUGAAGUGAAAUAAACGCUAACACCCACGCCUCUCCUGCCUCUUUUUCCUCUCCUGCCUCUCAAGCUUCUCAUUUCCUCUCUAAAUCUCUUCAUUCAAAAUCCUUCGAUACCCCCAAAGUGCAGAAAUCUACAUCCAGAACCUGAAAUCCUGAUUGGGGUGCUUGCAUCAAUUUGAAGUUAUAGGGAUGUGUGUGGAUCAUUUUACCACACACACACACACACACACACACACACACACACACACACACACACACACACACACACACACACACACACGCUCCGUGGGCUGGGCCCGGCACAAUAAAGUUUCAAAUCUGGCCCACAAAAAUGAAUUUCGAAUAUGUGUUUUAGAUUAAAAUUUUUAAAAAAAUGUGAAAAAAAUUCCACUAUAAGGAGAAAAAUCCAGAAAUAAUCUCAUUUCAUUAUUUUUGUCUUCUUGUGUGUUACGUCUGAAGGGCAGUACUAAAUGAAAAAGAAGAGUUUUAAGCAAAAUAACAACAGUUUACACCGAUCGUCCUGUUCAAAAGUUUACCCCUCCCCCAACCCCCCUUCUUGAGCGUCAGUGAAUGUUUGCACCUUUUUGUACUAGUCGUGUACGAGUCCCUCAGUCGUCCUCAGUGUGAAGUGAUGGAUCUCAACAUCAUAUAGUCUCUGCUGGAAAGCCUGAAGUAUGCAGAAGGUGCUGGAAAAGUAAAGAAUGUGCAGGAUCUGGAGGAUUUUUCUGAAGAACAAUGGAUAGUUGAACUGCGCAGGACAAACAAGGGACUCAUGAACGACUAGCACAGAACGUAGAACACAAAAUAUAAACAUCUGAUAUGUGAAAAAACAAAAUGCAAUUUUUAUGAUCCUGCUCAUUGUUAUUAUUAUUAUUAUUUUAAAAAUGAUUAACAUUUUGCGUAUGUAAACUUAUGACCGCAACUGGUGUGAUGUGAUGUGUUAAUGGCUUCUUCUUCUUCUUCUUCUUCUUCUUUAUUAUUAUUAGUAGUCCAGCCCAUUUAUACCCCGUUCCCUAAACAAGUCUGACACCCCGACUCUACACUAACCAGCAACUAUACAAAAGAAGACGGAGAGAAGAUGUGCAGCAGUGAGGAUCCCUCAGAUCCCUCCUUCUCUCCUUGAAACAAAGCGCACAGCCCAGGACAGUUGUUGCGCAUCUGGAAGGCCAACGGCCCAGCACAUCACGUGACCGCUCUGCCAGUCUUUUACCACCUGAAUCGGAGCGCUAGAAUGAAACUCUGAUUUCGUGCUACAGCGCGCGCGCUCUCUCCUCCUCCUCCUCCUCCUCCUCCCCAAAGGUUUUCACGAGCUCCCGGGACUUCUGUCGCGCUUCCAGCUCGCGCCUUUCUCCUAACAUCCUGCCUGCGCAAUGAUGCAGAGCUCCAUCCUCUCCUGCCGAGAUGCGCGCUUCGACUGCGCCUACUCCGCCUCUACGUCGGCUCGCGCCACUGUUGACGUUUCCACGGCAACGCUCGUCUCCCUCUGGGACGCCGGUCGCUUGGACGACGCGGGUUGCCAGCGCGAGCUCCCACAGCUGGUUCCAGCGCACGGUGCUCUACGCGACUCCGUCUGGUCCGACCGGCUCUCCCCUCACCUCCAGCGGAACAAGCAGCUUCAGGACACCUUGAUGCAGAAAGAAGAAGAACUCGCCAGACUCCAGGAAGAGAAUAACAAACUCAAAGAGUUUCUAAACUCAUCGUAUGUGAAGUCUCUCGAAGACAAAUCGAAGACGCUUUUCUCUGUUCAGAGAAGCGCAGACGUGCAGCACAGGAAAAGAGCUCUACACCACGAGAGAGACUUCCUCAAUGUGAGUCGGCUGCUGCAGGGCGGCGAGGAGAAGCGGACGUGCCGUAACCUCUCUCUGGAGUUCUGCUCCGCCGAAGAGGUGGCUGAUACGCCUCCGCUGGACUCCUGGGUUCUUGAAACACUUGGACUGCAGGAUGAGGACACCAUCAACACGGACAGCAGUUUCAGCAGCCCUAUGACAGAGCACAGAGCGCCUUCCUUCAGCUCUCCAGCGCCGAGCACCGACCAUUUCAGUCCUGCGCUGCAGGACAGCACCAUGUACAGCCCUUACUCGGACAGCCACUGUGAAUAUAGCAGCGCAGUAGAGUCGUCAUGUGGCUUCAGCCACAGCAUGGACGACAGCGCAGAUUAUUUGGCUCUCGGCGCGUCACGGAUGUACACCGUCACGUCUACGGGCUCGCUCCAAGGUAUCGAAGUUCCUACCGGGCACUUCACCCCUCCCAAAGCGGCGUCGACUCCUCAGCGUUCGCACGUCCCGAGCUCAGAGCGGCUCCAUCACGGCCGCGGCUACGUGGACGAGGGUGCUCUGUUCUCGACGCCACACGCGACGCGCAGCAGAACGGACUUAGCGUUCAGCAUGUCGCUGAGUCCGCAGAACAGCGUCAAGACCCACACUUUCCCACAAGGACAGGCUUUCACACGCAGAGACUCACAAGGCGGAUGGAAUUUCACCUGGGUGCCUAAACAGUGUUCUUAAAACCAAUAUGUGAAUCGGAUAUUAUUAAUCUAUUUAAACAAAAUCAAAAUAAAAAACGGUUCUUGGGGACAAAAGACGUGGCAUGAGACAAAACGAAGCUAACCAUGAAAGCACUCUUACAAAUCAAUAAUAGGAAUCCAUUAUAUAUGACGUAUUUGAAGAAAUAUUGGUAUAAUUGGUUAAAUCUGGCUCUGAAUGAUUAACACGUGAUUAACACAGACUCUUUCUAUUAGAUGCUUAGGGGAAAAAAACAACAAUCAUCAAUAAACAAUAAUUCAAGUACACAGUGUUGCCUAAUUUCCUAACUUUCAGUCUGGCGUGCUAACUUUUGAAAAGUGGGAUGGUCUGAAUUGCUCCUCUCGCACAUAUCGAGUAUAAAUACAGUACACUGCUGAAAUACACACAGCGUCUAUUCAUCUUUCGAUACUCGUAUCUGGAUGUUAACCCUAACCUGAUACCAUUUCUCCUUCACACCUGUUUCAGUCUUUCCCUCCUUUUCCCUCACUCUUUCCCUCCCACUCGCUUUCUCACCUCUGUUUCUCCCGCCCCUAAAAGACAAAAGAGGGGGGGGUGGGGGGUUCCAGGUCUCAGGAGAGUCUCCCUCCCUGAUCUGCCCUGUGGGUCUGAGAUGGGCCACAUCCCUCCCGGGGGAGAUCUAAAACGGGAUGCUUCCAACCCUCUAUCCCUCCCUCGCUCAGCCUGGUGCGACCCACUCCUCCCCCGUGGGAACUCAGAACGGCAGGGAAAGUUGGGGCGCUGAAGCUAGCCGCGGAGGAACCUGGUGAGUGGUCUGUGCCUAAUGACACGGUUAAUCCCCCUACAGAUGCCC